Molecule: messenger RNA, 1819 nt
Organism: Syngnathoides biaculeatus (alligator pipefish)
Lineage: Eukaryota; Metazoa; Chordata; Actinopteri; Syngnathiformes; Syngnathidae
Gene: myct1a
Product: myc target 1a
Exons: 2
Coding region: 183-797 (204 amino acids)
Cellular component (GO): nucleoplasm
Source: RefSeq, a predicted model, not a curated record
CGAGGGAGGCUGAAAGAUAGAGAAAGAGAGAGAGGGAGGGAGAGAGGGGGGGGGAGGACAGGAAAGAAGGACGGCAGAAAGACAGGAAAAUCCAUUAGUGUAUGUAAAAAGAGACAAGUAGAGAGGGAAAGAGAAGAAGUCUUCUUUUUUUUUUGUCCUUUGAUGACAACACGAGCAAAAUCAUGGCUGUGAACAAUAAUACGAAUCUCUUUAUGGAAAUUCUUCAGUCUUUUGAUGCUGUCCCCCUGGUCAUAGCUUUCAGCGUUUCCGUGGCAGUGGGCCUGGUUUUGGGGGCCGUGGUCUACGUGAUCCUGACGUGGUUUUCCCGGCGCAGAGCAGGCUCGGCCCGCAUCACCCGCUGCCCCCAUCCCCGCCAACCUGGCACCUCGCCCCGAAACCACCCGGCCUUCAACCGCGGCAGCAGCGGCAGCAGCGGCAACAGCAACCACGACCGGCGGAGCAACAACAGCCUGGUCAGCGCCGCGUUCACCUUCCACCGUCAGACCUCCAUCCCGGACCCUCUGGACCCGCUGGGGCACAAGUCGAGCUUCAGGGGGUCCACCUUCCACCCUCUCCUCCACUGCAGCCAGAUAGCCAGGGAGGCUGAAGCAGGCAGCCAGACGUCGCUCCCUCGCACGCCUAUGCUGACGAACUCCGCCGGCUCACCUCACGCGGCCGCAACCCGCCCCAGACCCCAAUCCUUCUGGGGAGAGAGCGUUCGGGGUAUCCAGGCUACACAAACCCCUCCUCCUGCUUAUGAGAGCAUUAUUAGGGCCUAUCAGGAGACGCAUACAUAGGACAAGAGGAUCUGACGGCUCUCUGGAACUUUGACAAUUUGUUUCUAAAGCUACAUUUGAUUUGUAUGAGCACAAAACGCUGCAUGGAAGGGACCAUUCAUGCGAAAUUAUUUUAAAUUCUAUAUAAGAUGUCUUUGACAUAAAAUAAUAUUCAUUUGACAUUAAUAAAAAAUGAAAAUGUUUACAUGUACAAAAUAUUUGCCAUAGGAGGCCCAAGCCCAUGAAUGAUCAGAAACAUGGUUGCCGCGUGUUUAUGUAAUAGUAUUUAAUAAACUGUUUUGCCAUUUUUGAUCAUUUGAAUGUUUACACACACAAAAAAAAAAAAAAAAAAACUGUAAGGAAGACAUACUUUUCUUUGGAUUUAUAGUCAUUAAAACUUUCAAAAUGUCCUCCAAAACGAUAAAUGGCCAGAGGCGCUCAUAAUACAGUAUAUAUGUGUAAUAUGUGACUGUUAAUAACUUUAAGUUAAUGUCAUAAAUGUAUGCAACAAACGUAAAUGACAACAGAGUUUGCUUUGAAUUGACACGCCUACCGACAGCGCGUCAGAAUAAACUUUUAUAUUUUUCUGCUGAGAUCUUCAAACUAGACCUGUGGCUUAUAAACAUAUAUUUACUAAUCAUAUAUCACAUCUAUUUAUAUACAUCUCAUUUCCAGCUCGUCACUGAAUAACUACACGAAUUCACGUGGAACCAAGCCCAUGAAUGAUCAGAAACAUGGCUACUGUGUGUUUAUGUAAUGGUAUUUAAUAAACUGUUUUGCCACUUUUGAUCAUGUUGAGAAAAAAAAAAAUUGAGAAAAAAAACUGCAAGGAAGACAUACAUUUCUUUGGAUUUAUAGUUAUUAAAAUUUUCAAAAUGUCCUCUAAAACAAUAAAUAGCUAUGAGUGCCAGAGGCGCUCAUAAUACAGUAUAUAUGUGUAAUAUGUGACUGUUAAUAACUUUAAGUUAAUGUAAUAAAUGUAUGCAACGAACGCACAUGACAACCGAGUCUGCUUUGCCUACCGACAUCGCGUCAAAAUAAAC